Linum trigynum is the source of this 768-nucleotide messenger RNA. NCBI's taxonomy places the organism in Eukaryota, Viridiplantae, Streptophyta, Magnoliopsida, Malpighiales, Linaceae. The record is from the annotation of a GenBank genome assembly.
AUGGCCGCCAAUUCUCAGCCUGCAGGAGGUGGAGCUCCUCCGAAACCUUGGGAGCGUGCUGUGCCAUCGGCGUCUGGUCCAGCACCUUUCAAACCUCCUUCAGCUGGGAGCACCAGUGCUGUUGUUGAAGCAUCCGGUACCGCAAAACCAGGUGAAAUUGUUCCACCUGGCAAUAACAAUGCAGUGGCGACUACAAACCGUAACCAACGGCCUGUACCAAACCGGCCGUGGCAGCCACAGACAACCCAAUAUGGAGUAGGAGGGUAUGGUAUGAAUAAUUCAUAUGGAAUAAGAGGUGGAUAUGGUAGCAGUUUGUAUGGAAACAACAUGUACAGAGGGGGAUAUGGUGGUCUAUACAGCGGUGGCGGAAUGUAUGGUGGUUAUGGCAACCAAAUGGGUGGUGGGUAUGGAAUGAAUCCUUAUGGCCAACAGCAGAAUCCCGAUGAUGUUCCUUCUCCCGGCUUCUGGAUUUCUUUCCUCCGUGUGUUGGCAGGUGUUGUGAAUUUCUUUGGAAGAAUAGCAAUGCUGAUAGACCAGAAUACUCAGGCAUUCCACAUGUUCAUGAGCGCUCUUCUUCAGCUGUUUGAUCGGUCUGGGAUGUUAUAUGGUGAGCUAGCCAGGUUUGCUCUGCGAAUGCUCGGCGUCAAAACACCAAAGAAGGUCGAGGGAGCAGCAGCCGAGGGGCAACAGAGGCAGCAACAGGUUCAGGCUUCUAAAGCUGCCGAAGGAGGAUGGGACAAUGUCUGGGGAGCCAAGAACAGCAGCUAA